UCUUUCCCAGUCUUGAAUUGGUCAAGCACUCCAAGCUCAUCGAUCUUUUCUACGAACUAGUCUUCCACAAGUUUCAAAUUCGUCAUUCAAUCAAUCAUUUGAGCCUAUUACUUAAGCACUCAACGAUUUUUCAUCUUCAAAGCUAGCUAGCUCUUUCUUCGAUCGGCUCGACAAAAAUGCAAAGGAUUAAUCCUCAAAAACAAGCCGUACAAAAGCUACAAGCACCUGCGAGAACAUCAUCAUCAUCACCUCCUAGGCCACGGCCAGUUUGCACGUGUUCCAACCGUCCUGGGUCCGUCAGAUGUAUCAGCCACGGUUAUGCAGUGCCUGCAGGGGAGAAGUUGAGGCGGAAUAACGCAAGCAAAGAGGUCCUGAGGAGGGCGUUGACGCCACCAAUUCGUAGAUUCAGCCUCCGGUGGCUGAACUUCCGGCCAAAACCAAGUCGUCUCUCUAACAUGUCGGCGGCUUAAGUACUUAAACUUGAAGCCAUCCGAUCCAUAUAUCAUGAUAUUAUUGUAGAAAUUCGCCACACUAUGUGUACAGAAAACUACUUAUUUCUUUUAGAAUAAACUGCUUGGCUCAA
Alnus glutinosa is the source of this 583-nucleotide messenger RNA. RefSeq lists its product as uncharacterized. The transcript has a single exon. The record is from RefSeq and is a predicted model, not a curated record. Bases 177 to 470 code for a protein of 97 amino acids. Lineage: Eukaryota; Viridiplantae; Streptophyta; Magnoliopsida; Fagales; Betulaceae.